UUUUCAUAUUUGUGACUUGUCUGAACUAUGACGCGAACCUUGUACAUCUGUUUAGUUUUAGCAGCCGUAAGUUUAUGCUAUGGAGUCUCAACUAAAGUGGACUUCGAUGAAUAUCAAACAGCAACAGUUGCAAACGAUGAAGAUGAUAACGUUGAGGUGAAACAUACGAUUGUAGUUUCCACGAAGCUUAGGAACAAUAACUAUAGAAGAGGAUUGCAUGGAACAGAUAAUCCCGAAUUUAUGCAUCAAAAUAAACCAAAAAAAGAAGAUAUCGAAGAAGUACCAAUUGUAAAAGCCUUCAAAUCUGUCGAUUCUACCAUUAUAAGAACUCCCGAUACCCGUCUCAAAUCAAAUUCUAAUUCACAAUUUUCUCAUAGAAAUAGCAGAGAUGAGUACGAUAUAUUCCCUAAUGCUGAUGUAAAUCCAGUGUUUACAAAUCUUUGGAAACCAUCUGCGUUUUACAAUAAUAUAAACUGGGGUCAAAAUGAUUACAACCAACCUAGAAUAUACAAAAGGCCAGAAUACAAUAAUUUUGAUAGAUCAAUAAGCGAUGAUAGUAUUAAGGAAUUCUAUUGUCGAAAAUGCAGAGAAUUGAACAACUUUAGAGGUUGUGGACAGCAAAAAAGCGGUCCACGAUUCUUCGAGAUCACGACUCCAAAGGUAAAGCUAGACGGAAAAUUAGCAAAAUUAAAAUAAUGCCAAGACCAUUAUGUUGUUCAUCCCAUGACGCUCAACAAAAACAUGAUGCUAUCUCAAUAACCUUGAACAAACUUAAGGUUGGUUUGUCCCACAGUGUAUUAUGCUUUUAUUACAGAGUAAUGUUGAUAUAUUAUUGUAUACCUAAGAUCAUUAUGAGGAGAACACGACUCCACAAAUGCACAAAAACUGAACGAUCAUAAUAAAUUGCUUUUACUCUUGUUGUUUUUAUUACGUGAUCAUAUUCUUUAUGAUUUUAACGAGCGUUU
Molecule: messenger RNA, 965 nt
Organism: Leptidea sinapis
Lineage: Eukaryota; Metazoa; Arthropoda; Insecta; Lepidoptera; Pieridae
Exons: 3
Coding region: 28-696 (222 amino acids)
Source: RefSeq, a predicted model, not a curated record